Messenger RNA from Dipodomys ordii (Ord's kangaroo rat), 914 nucleotides. RefSeq names its product coiled-coil domain containing 28B (gene Ccdc28b). Bases 176 to 775 code for a protein of 199 amino acids. The transcript is spliced from 6 exons. The record is from RefSeq and is a predicted model, not a curated record. Lineage: Eukaryota; Metazoa; Chordata; Mammalia; Rodentia; Heteromyidae.
GCUGCCGCCACCGGCUCCGGUCCCGGGGAAGUGCAGCGGCCCAGCGGAGGGAGCUUGCACACUGCAUCUGCAGACCCCAAACCAUCAGCUCGGAGGUUGCUGUGUAAAGGGACAACUUGGGCCCUCACUAUCUCAGAGAGGUUGCUUCCUUCUCAGGCCAGAGGCCCAGCACCCAAUGGAUGACAAAAAGAAGAAACGAAGUCCCAAGCCCUGUCUAACCCAGCCAGCCCAGGCCCCAGGCACGCUAAGGAGGGUCCCCGUGCCCACCAGCCACAGCGGCUCCUUGGCUCUAGGACCCCCUCAUCUGCCAUCCCCGAAGCAGCGGGCCAAGUUCAAGAGAGUGGGCAAGGAGAAAUGCCGGCCUGUGCUGGCUGGAGGAGGGGCCGGCUCAGCAGGAACGCCCCUGCAGCAUUCUUUCCUGACUGAGGUGACUGAUGUCUAUGAGAUGGAAGGGGGACUGCUGAACUUACUCAAUGAUUUCCAUUCUGGACGACUGCAGGCCUUUGGGAAGGAAUGCUCCUUCGAGCAACUGGAGCAUGUUCGAGAAAUGCAGGAGAAGCUGGCCCGGCUACAUUUCAGCCUGGAUGUGUGUGGUGAGGAGGAAGAUGAUGAAGAAGAGGAUGGGGUCACUGAGGGGUUGCCUGAGGAGCAGAAGAAGACGAUGGCUGAUAGAAACUUGGACCAGCUGCUUAGCAAUCUGGAAGAUCUUAGUAAUUCCAUACAGAAGCUGCACCUGGCCGAGAAUGCCGAGCCCGAGGAGCAGCCCGCUGCGUAGGCCUGGGACCCAGGCCCAGACGCCUCCUUCACAUUCCCUUUAAACUGUGACUUUACCAACUCGGAGCUGUUCCUCAGACCCCCAGGUGCUAUGGAGGUGGGGGGCGCUGGAUGGAAUUAAACCAAAAAGAAAGCAAGCG